UCACUGCUGAUAGUGGGCGGGGCCAGUAAAGAUGAUUGACACUGAUAAGAGCUGAAUAAAGAGGACGAAACUGAAGAGCAGUCAGAUGUGUAGAGACACACAGAGAACAUUCAGCAUCAAGAAGAUCAACAUCCUCAACUCACAAUGAAGAUCCUCCUCAUCUUCACUUUCUUCAUCAUCUCAGGUGCAGUGAGAUGCUUCGAUGUGAUUGGAUAUUCUGGAGGAAGUGUUCUUGUUAAUUCAUGGAAAUCUUGGUGUGAAGACUGUUAUAAAUAUAUGACUAAACUAAACCCACAGAGAAACAUAAUAAACUAUAACAAACAUGAUCAGUGGAUAAAUGAAGGAAGAUUCACUCUGUAUUGUAACAAUGAUGAAAACCUGAUGAUCUACAUCAAAGAUUUGAACACAGAGGAUUCUGGGACAUACAGGAUUGGCGUUUAUAACCAAGGGUACAUUGAUAUGACUCUGACUGUGAGAGAAGAUUCAUGUUGUGAGGCGUCACAGACAGUGAUGGUGAAUACCGAAGAAAAUGCAAACUUCAGAUGUCAAUAUUCACAGGAUUAUAAGUACAAUGACAAGAUAGUUUUUAAAGAAGGAAAAGACUCAAUGAAUACUAUCUGCAGCAAAUGGGAGAAGACAGAGAGAUUCAGAAUUUCUGAUGACAAAGAUAAAAAACACUUCAGUGUGAGAAUAACUGAUGUGAGAUCAGAAGAUGCAGGAGUUUAUUUAUGUGGAGUUCAGCGUUACAGAGACUCCUACAGUUACUCCAUUAUUACUGCUGUUCAUCUCAACAUUAUGAGUAAAGUGGGUGUGGUCAAAGUGAGUGGAUACUCAGCAGGUCAAAUCAUCUUCAAGUGUCAUCACCCUCAAUACAAAAAUAACUCAAAAUAUCUGUGUAAAGAAUCAGAUGGAUGUUCUGAGAGGAAAUCUCCAUCAGUUCAGGAUCAAUGGAUGAAGAAUGGAGAUGUUUCUCUAUAUGAUGACACCACAGCAGGAGUCUUGAUGGUGUAUUUUAGAGAUCUGAAUGCUGGAGAUGCUGGGACAUACAGGUGUGGAGUAAAUGUAUCUCAAUAUAUUGAGAGCUUCACUGAAAUACAGAUGGACAUUAAACAGGCGAUGGCAGACUGGUGGGUGAAUCAAUCUGUGUAUCUUGGUGAUGAAGUCAAUAUUAGCUGUCAGAUCCCAGAGGAACAUCAAGUCUCAAAACUCUUCUGUAAAGAGGAUGAAGAUCACAUCUGCCAAAACAUCAACACAUCUAAAGUUAAACUGAAUGAUUUAUCUCCUAAAAGUGUUUUUACUGUGACCAUCAGUAAUGUGACAGUGAGAGAUGCUGGAGUUUACUGGUGUGGAGCAGAAACCACUGAGAGAGAUUUAACUUUCUUCUCUCUCACCGCUAAAGUUCAACUCAAUCUGAUCACACUGAAGAAACCCAACGACGGAGAGGUGGAGAGAGAUGAUGCUUUCUCCAUGAUCAUCAUUGUGUGUAUUUGUGUAAUUCUGCUGCUGAUUGGAGGAAUCACUCUCACUGUUUGUAAAUUAAAUCACAAGAAGACACCAGAAAACAGCUCAAGAACAGACGACACACAGAGAGAUAAAAACAGAUUGUCGUCCUGUGCAGACAGCAGGCGUCAUUCACUCUCAGAUCCUCAAUCAGCUCCACUUUACUCUAAUGCACAAUUACCCACAAUCCCCUCUGAUGAUCUGCUGUACGCUGCUGUCAGUUUCCACAAGUAUGAAGAUUCAGUCAGUGAUGUUACAGACAACUUAAGUAAAGAGGAGAUUUUAACCGACUACAUCACUGUCAGUCGACACACAAGACUCAACUGAUUCUUAUACAGAAGAUCAAAGUUAGUCAAAAAUGACCAGCAGUAUUUAAGAGAAUGAUUAUGAUAUUUGCUUGGCUUUUGUUAAAACUGUAUAAUACGUAAUUCAGUGUUUCUUUACUGUAGUUUAGUAAAAGAUCAUACAGAUGUAUAGCAGUGCUGAAAAAGUGGCAUUUUUACUCUGACCUAUGUUUCUUCUUUCAUGUUUAGAACAGCAAGUGGCACAUUUAAUGUGUGUAGAGUUUACAUUUAGCUGAUGGUGUGAAUGAAAGAGGAACAAACCUUUGAGUGACUCUUAUAAAAUAAACGUAAAGUUUUAAAUGCAAACACAAACAGACACAGCAUCAUUUAAUACAUAGCCUACUUUUAACAUAUAUUUUAUUUAAUCUUAUUAAAAUAUCAGCCUUUAAAAGACAGGUAAACCUUUAAUUACCCUUAAGUAAUGUUUUUGGGGUCCCAGGGGACUUUUCCUUCAUUUUUUAAAAAUGUGAUACCUUCAUACCAGGGGCAUGAAACUCUGUUACUUUUCCUAAAUAAUCUAUCUAAACAUGCACACACAAAAAAACGGGCUUGAUUUGGUUGUUCUAAAGGGGUGUAAAAAAAUGACCAUUUAAGGUGUUUGGGGUCAAAAUGACCACACAUUGAAAAUGAAUGAAAAAAAAUACUUUUAUUAAUGUUGUUUGUCAAAAAAUAAAUGUAAAUCCAUUAUAAAUCUGAAUAUUUCUACAUAUAAACCAAGGUCUGGUCCUGGAGCAUAAAUAAAAAGUAGAGCGAACUUCCACAUCUCAUACACACACACAUGCACGCGCCUAAUACUUUGAUCUCUUAACACAAAGGCUCAAUAAAAGAAACAGAAAUAUCAUCAGAAAUCACUAAACCACAUUAAAACGCAAUGUGAUGUUGACCUCUAAAGCAGUGGUUCUCAAACUUUUUCAGCAUGCGAAAAGUAUGAAGACUCUGAUGGGUUUUUCAGUUACCUGACUCAGUAAACAUCUUCUCACACUGGCUAAAUUAAUCGGAUUGAAGGUUACGACAAUGCAGUUUACAUGCACAUUGCAAUCUGGUUAAAAUGUUUGUUUACAUGUACAUUCUAAUCUGAACCAAACGUCUGCGCAAGCGCACACCCAGGGUUGCCAAAUUUGCUUAUCAAAACCAUCCCAAUGGACAUUCAAAACGAAAAAAUAACUGUUUGUGAUUGCUUUUUUUAAAGCCUACAAGUCUGUGGCUCCAAAAGAGGUCAUAAUAUUAUAGAUUUGAGUCUUGUAAGGCCAAUUUCCUGAGUAAAGAUAGCCCCGCCCCAAAGAACACAGCAUGGGUUCACAGUGAAUGUAGAGUCAGAUAUCAGUUUCCUCAUUCUCUGUAUACAUUUUACAUACACAAAGUAUCUGAAACUGGUCUCGUUUGUAUUUCAAUUGAAAUGUCUCAAUGCAAGUGGUUACAAUAGUCUCACUCAUAUGUUAUGUAUGUAUCUCACUCACUCGUAUCUUUGCAUCAUGUAUUUCAUUUUACUUUGAGGAAUCUGUAGCCAGAUCUUUCAUUUGCCAAUAUUCUCAUUUGAUUAUAUUUGAUUCUUCGUGUUUUUUUUGGAUUGUGAAUUGACUUUGAAUUAUAAUCUUCCUACCUGGCUAUUAAAUUGUGUUUAGAUUUAUGUUGUGUUGCUACGAAAGUUAUUGACAUGACUAGUAAAUUACGAUGUAUCCUUGUUACUGCAAUGACUGAAAUCAGGCUAAAAUCCCAGUCUAGAUGGCAUAGUGGUACAUCAGCGGAGGAUUUAGGAGAUCCGACUAGCACUUGGCGUUAGUUUAAGUUAAAUUAGAUGCGUGGAGGCUAAUAGUGUAUUUUGUGUUUAGAGUAACAUAUACAUGUUGUCUGAACACUCUAAAUCAGAUGAGCCUCAACCUCUGGUUAUUAUAUAUAUUAAUAUUAAAUUAUGGCACGAUUAUACAAAGCUAUCAUUAGAGAAGACGGCCAGUUUUGUUUUAUGGUAAUGGUAAAUGGACUGCAUUUAUAUAGCGCUUUUAACAGACCUAUGGCCAUCCAAAGCGCUUUACAAUUUUUAUGAUAGUGGUUGUGAACCUCUGGAUAGAAAUAACUAUGUAAUAAUUAAGUUGCACCUCUAAGGGGACUAAUAAAAUAUGUUCAGAGAUGAGCCUUCUGAGCAUAUGGUCCAACCUCUAGCAGCAACCAAGCCUGGUUCAAUUGUGAUUGUGGGCCCGCAUGAUUAUUAAAUAUUAAUAAAUGGCCGGUGUUUGAGUCCAAAGCGACAUGAGUAGCCGAAUGAAGGGAUGUAAUACCAAGUAGGGCUAAAUCAGAAUAACCAAACAUC
Paramisgurnus dabryanus is the source of this 4149-nucleotide messenger RNA. Its product is annotated as polymeric immunoglobulin receptor-like. Gene Ontology annotation, cellular component: plasma membrane. Gene Ontology annotation, molecular function: transmembrane signaling receptor activity. The record is from RefSeq and is a predicted model, not a curated record. NCBI's taxonomy places the organism in Eukaryota, Metazoa, Chordata, Actinopteri, Cypriniformes, Cobitidae.